AUGGAUAGAAAGAAACUUUCAGUUGGUACCAAGUCACAUGCCACAUCGAACAGUGGCAGGAAGUUGGUUGGUGCACCCAAGCCAGCCGCUGUUGUUCAAAAGCAGACUGCUGCUGUUGUAACAAAGUCAUCACAAACCAAUGGAAACAACAAGAAGCAACCACAACAGAAGAAGAAGAUUAUUGAGGAGGUUGAAGAGGAGGAGGAUGACGAGGAGUUGGCACUCGAUGAUGAUGAAGAGCUAUCACUCGAUGGUGAGGAUGAGCUCGAUCUCGAUGACGAAGACGAAGAUAUAGUCGAUCAUCCAAAUCUUACAAAGAAGAAUUUGUUGGAUAGUGAUGACGAGGAUGAAGAACUAGUUGUGAAGAGUGGAGAUUUGAACUCAAAGACAAAGGCAUUCUCAGAUAGCAACAAGUCAUGGCUGAAAGUUAGAGGUGAUGGCGAUGAUGAGGAUGACGAGGAUGAUGAGGAGAACGAUGGCGAGGACGAAGAGGAUGAUGAGGAUGAGGAGGGAUUGACAGCAUUCGAGAAGAAGAGCAAGGCUCUCCAGAAGAAGAGAAAGCAGAUGGAGGAGGAGAAUCAAAAGGAGAUGAUCCAUGGCGAGUUUGGCGAUGAGGAUCGUCUGGUCCUGCCAUCGGGCCAGGAGAUCAAGAAGGAGAACAUAUUUGGUGUCGACCUCCAGGAGGUGUACCAGCGUGUCAAGGACGUGAUCAAGACUCUGGAGAACUUCACCAAGGAGCGCGACCCCGAGAUCACGCGUCCACAGUACAUGACACGUCUGCGCGACGAUCUCGCCACCUACUUUGGCUACUCUGCAUGGCUCAUCGACGUCUUCCUCAAGAUCUUUGCCGUGGGCGAGUGUCUCGAGUUCCUCGAGGCCAACGAGCAGCAGCGUCCGCUCACCAUCCGCACCAACACCCUCAAGACCAAGAGAAAGGACCUUGCCGAUGUGCUCGGCACCAGAGGAGUGCAUCUCGAGGCAAUCAAGUGGAGCCAAGUCGGCCUGACCGUCUUUGACUCGCAGGUGGCUAUUGGUGCCACCCCCGAGUACCUUGCCGGCCACUACAUCCAACAGUCGGCCUCUUCCUUCCUGCCAGUGAUUGCCCUCGAGCCCCAACCCGAGGAGCGUGUGCUGGACAUGUGCGCAUCACCCGGUGGCAAGACCACCUACAUCGCUUCGCUCAUGAAGAACACCGGAGUGUUGGUGGCCAACGACAUCAACAAGGAUCGUAUGAAGUCACUGGUGGCCAACAUUCAUCGUCUAGGCGUUCGCAACGCCAUCGUCUCCAACCUGGAUGGCCGCGAGUACCCCAGCCGCAUGGGAGGCUUUGACCGCUGUCUGGUGGACGCGCCCUGCGUCGGCCUGGGCGUCAUUUCCAAGGACCCCCAGAUCAAGAUGAGCAAGAGCGAGAAGGACGUCACCAUCUGCACGCACAUCCAGAAGGAACUGUUGCUGCACGCCAUCGACUCAGUGGACGCCGGCUCCAAGACGGGCGGCAUCAUCGUCUACUCGACCUGUUCGCUCACGGUCGAGGAGAACGAGGCCGUCGUCGACUAUGCUCUAAAGAAGCGCAACGUGCAGUUGGUGGACACCAACAUUGAGUUUGGCGUGCAAGGCUUCACCAACUACCGUGAGCAGCGAUUCAACCCAACACUGAUCCUCACCAAGCGAUUCUAUCCACAUACACACAACAUGGACGGUUUCUACGUUGCCAAGUUCAAGAAGUUGUCCAACGAUAUUCCAGUUUCAAACGCCAAUGACAACAAUGAGAAUGAGAAUGCAUCAUCAUCAGAUAGUGGAAAGAGUAACAAGAAGCAGAAACUUACAAACAACAACAAUAACAAGCCAAACAACAACAAAUCAAACAACACCAACACCAACAACAACAAUAACAAGCCAAAUAAGAAGUCAACAAGCCACAACAGAUAUAAGAAGACUGCUGAUCCAAAGCCAAAGAGCAACAACAAACAGAAGAAGAAGUAA
This is a messenger RNA of Acytostelium subglobosum LB1, 1983 nucleotides long. RefSeq lists its product as hypothetical. Bases 1 to 1983 code for a protein of 660 amino acids. The transcript is spliced from 2 exons. Gene Ontology annotation, molecular function: RNA binding; rRNA (cytosine-C5-)-methyltransferase activity. Lineage: Eukaryota; Evosea; Eumycetozoa; Acytosteliales; Acytosteliaceae. The record is from RefSeq and is a predicted model, not a curated record. Gene Ontology annotation, biological process: rRNA base methylation; maturation of LSU-rRNA. Gene Ontology annotation, cellular component: nucleolus.